AGCCCUUUACUAUGCACUUACAAGUUAAUGUUCUACUCAUAAUUUCUAGUUGUGUAGGAGAGUUUAUUUCUAGUGUUACACUGUAUAACAAAUCUGUUAUUUUAUAGUUGGCCUUGGCAGAAUUGUACAAAGAUGAAGUGAAAUGCAAAUCUUCCAAAACUGAUAGACCUAAAGCUUCAGUCUUUAAAAGCCCACGAACACCACCUCAAAGGUUCUAUUCAAGUGAGCAUGAAUACAGUGGAUUGCAUCUAGUUCGACCUUCAACUGGGAAAAUAGUGAAUGAACUUUUCAAAGAGGCAAAGGAACAUGGGGCUGUCCCUCUACAUGAAGCCACAAGAGCUUCAGGUGAUGACAAAACUAAGUCCUUUACAGGUGGAGGAUACAGAUUGGGUAAUUCCAUUUGUAAACAGUCUGAAUACAUCUAUGGAGAAAAUCAGAUGCAAGAUGUUCAGAUUUUGCUUAAGUUGUGGAGCAAUGGUUUCAGUUUAGAUGAUGGAGAAUUGAGACCGUACAAUGAUCCAGUGAAUGCUCAAUUUCUGGAGUCUGUUAAAAGAGGAGAAAUUCCCCCGGAGCUUCAGCGACUGGUUCAUGGUGGCCAAGUGAACUUGGAUAUGGAGGAUCAUCAGGAUCAAGAAUACAUAAAACCCAGAUUGAGGUUCAAGGCUUUUAGUGGAGAUGGACAAAAACUUGGAAGCCUUACCCCUGAAAUUGUCAGUACACCUUCCUCCCCAGAAGAGGAGGAGAAGUCAAUACUUAAUGCAGCUGUUCUGAUUGAUGAUUCAGUGCCAACAACAAAAAUUCAAAUCAGGCUGGCAGAUGGGAGUCGUUUAAUACAAAGAUUCAAUAGUACACACAGGAUCCUGGAUGUUCGGGACUUCAUUGUACAGUCCCGUCCUGAAUUUGCAAAUCUUGACUUUAUUCUUAUAACUUCAUUUCCAAGCAAAGAGCUAACCGAUGAAAGCCUGACACUACAAGAAGCAGACUCUGCAGUGCACAGGCGCCCACCAGAGCACACCACAGAAGCCCUCAUUGUUGUCUUGUUCCCCGCAUACCAUCUCUGUGUGCUAUGAAUGCUAAGUAUUUACUACCCUGUACCCACCAAUGUAGAAGAAGUAUGUGUUUCUCCAUUUUGCCUUUUAUCCAGUCCUAGAAAUUUCCCCAAUUUGCUUUCUCCUGUCUCCUUAAUGUACCAGCAAUGGACUUCAUGUUCCUUCCCUAUGUUUUUUUUCUUUGAAUUUAAGUGCAUGAAUGAGACUGCAGAACUACCAUUCUCUGUAUCAUUUUCUCAGUCUGUUGAGAUCUUGCUUCCAGGCAUGUUGUAAAAUUUGGCUCAAAUAAACUCUUACAAAACUUCCCUAUAGGUUUGG
Myotis brandtii (Brandt's bat) is the source of this 1367-nucleotide messenger RNA. It is a transcript of the gene UBXN2B, whose product is annotated as UBX domain protein 2B. Lineage: Eukaryota; Metazoa; Chordata; Mammalia; Chiroptera; Vespertilionidae. Gene Ontology annotation, biological process: Golgi organization; membrane fusion; proteasome-mediated ubiquitin-dependent protein catabolic process. The record is from RefSeq and is a predicted model, not a curated record. Gene Ontology annotation, molecular function: ubiquitin binding. The coding region runs from base 438 to 1070 and encodes 210 amino acids. Gene Ontology annotation, cellular component: cytosol; nucleus. The transcript is spliced from 8 exons.